AUUUAUAUAAUAUAAAUUUAUUGUUAAAAAUAUUCCGGGGUUUUUAUGGGUACCAGCAGGAAUGUAAGAAAUUAGAUAUGGAUUAGAGAGAAUGUACCAGUUUAUCAAUAUUUACCAAUGGAUACCAUUACUUUUAUUAUAAUUGUGGCCGUCUUGUAUGCCGUUUUAUUAUUCUUUGACACGUUUUUCAAGACUUGUGCCCACUACCCUUACAUUGAAUUUUUACGAAGUACUGGCCUCAAACUUAGUUUUUGUUAUGUAAAUUGGGAGACUAAGUUUUUUAAUAGAGUUCUAGUAAGAUGGGGAAGUGCAUUUAAAAGAUUCUUCCAUGUAUGGUACACCUUAGGUCUAUACGUGUCUCUAGCAGUUUUACCUUUUACCCUUGUGUUGCUUGUUGUUGCAACAAGUCAGAUAUUUCUUGUUAAAGAAGAUGUUAAGAAAAUAGUGUCCUUAGAGCCUGUGGUACCUGGUUUAAAUCUGCCCUCUUCAGAAUUAGGGUUUUAUAUUAUAUCAAUGCUAAUUUGUAGCCUAGUUCAUGAAUUGGGGCAUGCUUUGGCAGCUGUAAACGAAGAUGUACAUAUUGAAGGCAUCGGUUUUUAUAUAUUUUUCAUAAUACCUGUUGCUUAUGUUAAUUUAAAUACUGAUAAAUUAUCGAAGAUAAGUUUGUUAAGAUCUUUAAGGAUUUUUUGUGCAGGUGUUUGGCACAAUAUUGUUUUGGCUGCUGUCGCUUGGAUAUUGUAUUGUAAUAUACCUCAUUUUUUUUCGUUAUUUUAUUACGUUAAUAAUGGCAUAAUUGUGACAAAUGUUGGGGAUAAUUCGCCUUUGUCGGGAGUAAAGGGUUUACACGAUGCUGACAUCGUUACCAAAGUUAACGAUUGUAUUGUAAAGUCUGUCGACGAUUGGAACAAUUGCCUGGUCAAUAUGAAAGGGCAUAAGAUCGGUUUUUGUGUCGAGAGCGAUUUUAUUCGAUCCUUAGACGAAAGUGUGUCGGUUUAUUAUGAUAAAUUCGGUAUUUUAAAUUGUUGCGAUCCAAAAAAGUCGGAAAAUUUGUGCUUCGAGUAUAUAGAGCCUGCUGAUGGGGUAGCAGAGAUGCCCCAACAUCUCUGUUUACCCGCUCGAAAGUUGGCUGAGAAAUACGAUUUUUAUUGCAAUUCUGAUUUACAUUGUCCAAACACUUUUCAUUGUGUUCAACCGAUCCUUUCGAAUUCGACGUUCUUUUUUAAUUUUAGACGAAUAAGUAAACCAAACGUAGUAUAUUUAGGACACUAUUAUGACGUUUUACAAGACGUAGAGGUCUCAUCUUUUAUUCCAAGAAUGUUUUUUGAAUCCGCGUCUUUUCCUAUGAUCGUUCUCAAAUUGUUAUUGUAUUUAGUAGCGUUUUCAUUAGGUUUAACUGUAGUAAACUUAAUUCCUUGUUAUUGCAUGGAUGGACAACAUAUAAUUAAGUUAAUAAUGUACUUGAUAGCACCAAAACAUUUAGAUAAGAACGAUGUUAAUGUGAUAACGUUUGUUAUUGUUUUAAUUGGAACUUUUUUGUUUUGUUUCAACUGUUUAAUGAGCAUGUUUACAUUGUUAUAAAU
Agrilus planipennis (emerald ash borer) is the source of this 1580-nucleotide messenger RNA. It is a transcript of the gene S2P, whose product is annotated as membrane-bound transcription factor site-2 protease. Gene Ontology annotation, cellular component: membrane; cytoplasm. Bases 118 to 1578 code for a protein of 486 amino acids. The transcript is spliced from 3 exons. NCBI's taxonomy places the organism in Eukaryota, Metazoa, Arthropoda, Insecta, Coleoptera, Buprestidae. Gene Ontology annotation, biological process: regulation of response to endoplasmic reticulum stress; membrane protein intracellular domain proteolysis. The record is from RefSeq and is a predicted model, not a curated record. Gene Ontology annotation, molecular function: protein binding; metalloendopeptidase activity.